Molecule: messenger RNA, 7534 nt
Organism: Brassica napus (rape)
Lineage: Eukaryota; Viridiplantae; Streptophyta; Magnoliopsida; Brassicales; Brassicaceae
Product: CCR4-NOT transcription complex subunit 1
Exons: 49
Coding region: 16-7305 (2429 amino acids)
Biological process (GO): nuclear-transcribed mRNA catabolic process, deadenylation-dependent decay
Cellular component (GO): P-body; CCR4-NOT core complex
Molecular function (GO): molecular adaptor activity
Source: RefSeq, a predicted model, not a curated record
UAGAAAAGAGUAAGAAUGGGCUUAGCAGUGGCGGUAUAUGUGUGGGGAGGAAAACCAAAACCCAAACGCAAAAAUCGCAAAGUUGGGAACGAUCAGAAGAAUCAGCGGAUACUGUUGGAUCUUCUCUUCUCCCCCGAAAACCCUAGCAAGCAUUUUGGAUAUCGAAUCGCGAUGCUGAUGGUUCCGUCAAAGGUCGCCGGCCAUACCCGGUUCUUGCUUGAGAGUUUUAAUGGCUCCGAUGUCGACUCAAUCGCCCAAGAGAUCUGUCAGUUGGUUGAUGUUGGUAUUGAGACAAGCAUUCCAGCUCUCAAGACGUGCAUAGAUUGCUUCACCGUCCGGAGAAGCCAUCCUAAUGCGUUGCAGCUGGAGAAACUUGUAUCCUUGGUCUUCAAACGUGUUUUGAACAACUCUGAUAAUCUCCAAACCCUGAUUUCUAACGCACUCCAAGAUGUGGAGCUCACUGACGAGUUUGUGGAUGAUUUGACGAAUGCGUUGGGCUUUACAAUCCCUGAGAAAAUUAGCGUUGCUCUGGUCCUGGCCGAUUCUGAAAGAUCCGAUGCAAAGUCAAGUGGACGAAACUUAUUAUUGGCCGAGAUUGAGCAACUGUGUGCCUCUCCUGGCCAGAUCGAGUCAACUGAGCAAAUUCAGAAUGUUGUCUUGUUUCUCCAGCAUUCCGAGGACCUCUCCAGCCAUUUGGAUUCCUUCCUCCGUAUUCUCUCUUCUGCUCAACCUCGAGAUGACUUCUCUUUCGCUCUUACGCCUUUCCUUUCUCCUCAACAUCACCAAUCUUAUGUUUUCAGUGAUUCCUCUGACAACGACAUUGAGGCUAUCCUAGAUGAUAUCGACAAGGAACUUGAUCUUGGAGAUCUCAUGGGUGAAUUAGGUUGUGGUCUCACUGCUGAUGCCCAGCAAUGCAAAGAGAUCUUGUCUACUUUCGCACCAUUAGGAGAGGCUGCUAUCGCCAGAAUUCUUGGUAAUGUUGCUCGUUCAUGUCCUGAUCGUGAAGAUAAUCACACCACCUUUCCAACAUUCGCCCUGGCCCUUGGAUGCUGCAUUCCAACUGAACUUCCCACGCCAAGAUCGUGGAAUGCUGACAUCUUAAUUGAAACUAUCAUCCAGCUUGCUCCUGGCACAAGCUGGAGGAAAGUAAUCGAGAAUCUCGACCAUAGUGGAUUUGACAUCCCUAAUAUGGAGUCUUUCUCGUUUUUCAUGCGCCUAUAUAAAACUGCUUGCAAGGACCCAUUUCCUCUGGAUGCUGUAUGCGCUUCUGUCUGGAAAAAUAUGGAAGGUCAAUUAUCCUUUCUUAAGCAUGCCAUAGCCGCCCCACCAGAAGUGUUCACCUUUACGCAUUCUCCAAAGAAGCUGGUAUAUGUUGAUAAUAAUAUGCACAGCCAUGAGCAACAAUUAGGACUUUCCAAUCAAGCUUGGCUAUCUCUCGAUCUCUUAUAUGUGUUAUGCCAGCUGGCCGAGAGAGGUCAUACUGUUUUAGUUAGUUCGCUGCUCCAUUAUCCACUCACACAUUGUCCUAAAACCUUGCUUCUUGGAAUGGCACACAUCAAAACUGCCUAUAAUCUCAUCCAGCGAGAGGUGCUUUCUGUUGUUUUCCCGCUGAUAAUAACGAAUUCCCAGGAUAGUGGUUUUAUCCUUCAUCUCUGGCAUCAAAAUGCUGAGCUCGUUCUGUGGGGGAUUUUAAAUGCCCAAAAUCUUAAAGUAGACAGCAUACUCAGAAUAAUUGAAAUCUGCCAUGAGCUCAAGAUUCUCGCUGUUGUUUUAGAAUCAGUUCCAGUCUCAUUCAGCAUCAGAUUGGCAGCCCUUGCCUCACUGAGAGGAUUUUUGGACAUUGAGAACUGGCUGCCAAACUGUCUAUAUGUGUAUAAGGACACCUUUGCUGUGGAGUGUCUCAAAUUUGUCAAGAAUGUGCAUUUUAGCCAAUCGGAGGAUUUUACUUCCAAACAUUUCCAUCCGUCUGAUCCUUUAUCAGAUCUUCAUUUGGAUGCAACAGCUUUGCUUUUGAAAGUUUUGAAAGCUCAUGAUAAUGUGAUUACUUCAUCUCAACUGGUAGAUGAUAUAGAAAAAGUCAAUGCAGCAAUCUUGGAUUGUAAUUCGAAACUGCAGAAUGGCGAAGCUAAAGAUUCAUCAGCUUCCAAUGCAUAUGGAGAAGAUGUUGAGGCAGAAGCAAACGCUUAUUUCCAUCAAAUGUUUUCUGGUCAGCUGAGUGUUGAUGCUAUGGUUCAAAUGCUUUCCUUAUACAAGGACUCUUUGGUUCAGAGGGAAAAAUCAAUUUUUGAUUGCAUGAUUGCUAAUCUAUUUGAGGAAUAUCGUUUUUUCCCCAAGUAUCCCGAGAGGCAGCUGAAAAUAGCUUCCAUUCUCUUUGGUUCUGUUAUCAAGCACCAACUUAUAAGCUCAAUCACAUUGGGUAUGGCACUGCGUCUAGUCUUGGAUUCUUUGCGUAAACCUGCAGAUUCAAAAAUGUUUCUCUUUGGAAGCAAAGCUCUGGAACAGUUUGUGAAUCGUCUGGUUGAAUUGCCUCAGUACUGCAACCAUAUUUUGCAAAUAUCUCAUCUGCGUAGCACUCAUCCCGAGUUAGUCACUGUUAUUGAACAAGCACUUUCAAGGAUAUCAUCUGGUAAUUUAGAGUCAGAUGCCUCUGUUUCGCACCCUGGUCUUUCACAGUCUUUCCCUGGAAACGGCGAGUUUGGUUCUGGAAUUGGUCAAUCUGCGUUGCAACUUCCUUCUCCUGUGCUGCCUCAACAGACUAAUGAAGUGCAUAUUGAUGACCGCAGCAGAGUACCAAGUGUUCCAUCUAACGAAGCAAAGCCGCUUCUGCCGUCAUCAUCUAACAUUUCCGUUGAUGUUUCUGUCACUCCUAAGAAUCCUGGCAUUUCGACUUCUUCAUCAACCUCAGCUGGUUUUGUUCGUCCAGCUCGUGGAGCCACUUCGACGAGGUUUGGCUCUGCUUUGAACAUAGAAACCCUGGUUGCAGCAGCAGAGAGAAGGGAAAACGCAAUAGAGGCUCCACCGUCAGAUGUUCAGGACAAAAUUUCAUUCAUAAUCAAUAAUAUAUCUUUAGCCAACAUUGAAUCUAAAGGGAAAGAUUUUGCUGAGAUUUUACCUCAGCAGUACUAUCCUUGGUUUGCACAGUAUAUGGUUAUGAAAAGAGCAAGCAUCGAGCCCAAUUUUCAUGAUUUGUACUUAAAGUUCUUGGACAAAGUUGAUUCCAAGCUGUUAUUUAAGGAGAUACUUCAAAAUACUUACGAAAAUUGCAAGGUUCUCUUGGGUUCAGAGCUCAUAAAGUCAAGCUCGGAAGAGCGAUCCCUGCUUAAAAAUUUAGGCAGUUGGCUUGGAAAGUUGACCAUUGGAAGGAAUCAUGUUUUAAGGGCGCGAGAAAUAGAUCCAAAAUCCUUGAUUGUGGAGGCAUAUGAAAAAGGGUUGAUGAUAGCAGUAAUUCCAUUCACUUCAAAGGUUCUUGAGCCAUGCCAAAACAGUAUUGCGUAUCAGCCUCCCAAUCCUUGGACGAUGGCUAUACUUGGGUUACUCGCUGAGAUCUAUUCAAUGCCAAACCUAAAAAUGAAUCUGAAGUUUGAUAUAGAGGUUCUAUUCAAGAACCUUGGUUGUGAUUUGAAGGAAGUAGCGCCAACUUCCCUUCUAAAGGAUCGGAAGAGAGAAAUAGAUGGAAAUCCUGAUUUUAGUAACAAAGAUCUUGGAGUAACACAUAUAUCUCAACCACCGAUAAUCCAGGAGCCUAAAACAAUUUCUCCUCUUAAGCAAAUAGACCUACCUAUUGAUGUAGCAAAUACAGACACUCCCUCAAAGUUAUUAUCACAGUAUGUAGCCCCACAACGUGUGUAUACUAAUACUUUGAUGGAAGACGAAAAAGUGGCAACUUUAGGCUUGCCUGAUCAGCUCCCGUCACCUCAAGGACUGUUCCCGUCAAGUCCAUCCCCGUUGUUUUCUACUAGCCAGCCACCAGCGCUUCCCAACAUUGGAAAUCAUGUGGUUAUCAAUCAGAAAUUAAGCGGAUUUGGUACGCACUUUCCAUUUCCGAGAGUGGUACCACUUGCCAUGGAUAGAGCUAUCAAAGAGAUUGUGGCUGGUAUUGUUCAGAGAAGUGUUUGCAUUGCUUGCCAAACAACAAAAGAGCUUGUACUGAAGGAUUAUGCCUUGGAACCAGAUGAGACACGUAUAUAUAGUGCAGCUCACUUGAUGGUAGCGAGUUUAGCUGGGAGUUUGGCUCAUGUGACGUGCAAGGAACCCCUGCGCACUUCAAUUUCAGGUCAUCUGCGGAGUUUGCUCCAGGAUCUGAAUAUUAAAAAUGAAGCUCUUGAACAAAUUGUGCAACUUGUGACCAAUGACAACCUUGAUCUGGGUUGUGCUGCCAUUGAGCAGGCGGCUACAGAGAAGGCAGUACAAACUAUCGACGCGGACAUUGCCCAGCAGUUGUUGUUACGGAGAAAGCCCAGAGAUGGUGCUGGAUCCUCCUUAUCGCAAAAUUCUGUCAGUUUUAUACCAGAGUCCCUCCGCCCCAAACCGGGACAUCUGUCCCUGUCUCAACAGCGAGUUUAUGAGGACUUUGUUCAACUUCCUUGGCAAAAGCAGUCAAUCCACACUUCACACGGUUUAUCUGCUGCUUCAAGCUCGUCUGGUGAGGUUGGGCUUGGUAGUAAUUAUGGUCCAGUAUCAGGAAAAAGUGCUUCGGACUCUUUGUCUGGUGCUGAAAACGCUCGGAUGGAUAUGGUCUCCCGGGCAUCAGAUCUUUCUGUGGAGGGUUUUGAAUCUCCAUUUGCACUUUUAAGCUCACAAGUUGAUCCAGCUGGUGAAACAGGCGGUCUUCAGUUCUCUAAUUCCAUUUCGACUUCUGAGUUGAGCCUGGUUGAAUCCUCCGACACUGCUAUGAAAGAAACUGGAACAUCAUUGCAGACAUUGACUUCAGCUGCUACCAUGGAGCGUCUUGGUGGAAGUAAUAUCGCUCAGCCUUCUCUGUCCACGAGAGAUGCACUGGAUAAGUAUCAUAUUGUUAUGCAGAAGAUGGAGGACUUAGUGGCUAAUAAUGCCGGAGAUGGUGAAAUUCAGGUUGUAGUUUCUGAAGUUCCUGAAAUCAUCCUCAGAUGUAUCAGCAGAGAUGAAGCAGCUCUGGCUGUCGCUCAAAAAGCUUUCAAGGCUCUUUAUGAGAAUGCAUCAAGUAGUCUUCACGUCAGUGCUAACCUAGCAAUUCUUGUGGCUAUUCGUGAUGUUUGCAAGCGUGUGGUUAAAGAGCUAACUAGUUGGGUGAUUUAUUCAGAGGAGGAGCGGAAGCUCAACAAGGAUAUAACUAUCGGGCUUAUCCAACGCGAGUUGCUUAACCUAGCGGAGUACAAUGUCCACAUGGCGAAGCAUCUUGAUGGAGGGAGAAACAAGAGCGCCACUGACUUCUCUAUUUCUCUGCUCCAAUCCUUGGUCACUGAGGAGUCGAGUGUCAUUUCAGAGCUACACACUCUUGUUGAUGCACUGGCAAAGCUUUCCUCAAAAUCCGGAUCUCCUGAGUCAUUGCAACAACUAAUUGACAUCAUACGAAAUCCAGUUACUAAUACAAGUGGUCUCUCUGAUAGUGCAUCCGGAAACGAGAACAAUGAUAGACAAUCGAAGGAUGAAAAGCUUUGUUCUCAGGUUGUGUGCAAUACAACUGCUAACACAGAAGAGAAUACCAGCUGGGAAUAUGUGGUAGCAGAUCCUGCGGGUUUCCGGAAUCGGGUGUCCACGCUUUUUAAAAAUUGGUAUCAAAUUUGCGAAGUUUCCGGUGCAAAUGAUACCGCUUGUUCACAAUAUGUCUUGCAUUUGCAUCAGACUGGACUACUUAAGGGAGAUGAUACAACAGAGAGUUUUUUCAGAAUUCUUCUGGAACUCUCUGUCGCUCAUUGUAUAUCUUCUGAAGAAAUCAGUUCUGGAGCUGGGCAAUCUCCUCAGCAAGCUCAGAGUCCAUCAUUCCUUAUUAUCGAUAUUUAUGCAAAGCUGGUUUUUUCAGUAUUGAAGUAUUUCCCUGAACAGGAGUCUAGCAUCAAGUUAUUUCUUCUUUCGGAGAUCAUGGCUGUAACUGUGAGAUCUAUUCAGAAGGACGCAGAAGAUAAAAAGACGUCACUCAAUCCAAGACCAUAUUUUAGAUUGUUCAUUAACUGGCUGCUGGACUUAUGUUCCCUGGAUCCUGGGACUGAUGGAGCAAACUUUCAGGUUCUAACAGCUUUUGCCAAUGCAUUCCACGCGUUGCAGCCUCUUAAGGUUCCCGCUUUCAGCUUUGCAUGGCUAGAGCUGGUCAGCCACAGAAGCUUCAUGCCUAAGAUGCUUACAGUAAAUGGCCAGAAGGGUUGGCCAUAUGUGCAACGCCUGCUGGUAGACUUGCUCCAGUUUCUUGAGCCAUUUUUGAGAAAUGCUGAACUCGGAGGACCAGUUAAUUUCCUAUACAAAGGGACAUUGAGAGUGUUGCUGGUGCUGCUUCAUGACUUCCCGGAGUUCCUCUGUGAUUAUCAUUUUACUUUCUGUGAUGUGAUUCCUUCAAGUUGCAUACAAAUGCGAAAUAUUAUUCUCAGUUCUUUUCCACGGAACAUGAGGCUUCCAGAUCCCUCUACCCCAAAUUUGAAGAUUGAUUUACUGCCUGAGAUAGUAGAAGCUCCAUGUAUCCUUUCCGAGGUUGAUGCUGUGCUUAAAGCGAAGCAAAUGAAGAAUGACGUGGACGAGUAUCUCACUUUGAGGCAACAGAAUUCAACUUUCCUAAGUGAGUUGAAGCAGAAGCUGCUUCUCUCGUCCAACGAGGCCAGCUCAGCUGGAACCCGUUACAAUGUACCAUUGAUCAACUCGCUUGUGCUAUAUACUGGAAUGCAGGCUAUUCAGCAGCUACAAGCGGGUGAGACGCAGGCUCAAAAUGUGGUGGCCUUGCACAUGUUCAAGUAUUUAAGUAUGGAACUAGAUACAGAAGGGCGCUACUUGUUCCUCAACGCGAUCGCCAAUCAGCUUCGAUAUCCCAACAACCACACUCAUUAUUUCUCCUUCAUCAUGCUCUAUCUCUUCUUCGAGUCUAACCAGGAGAUCAUUAUACAGGAGCAGAUAACAAGAGUGUUGUUGGAAAGGCUAAUUGUGAACCGGCCGCAUCCUUGGGGACUCCUAAUAACGUUCAUCGAGCUCAUCAAGAAUCCAAGAUAUGGCUUCUGGCAACAUGCCUUCAUCAGGUGUGCUCCUGAGAUUGAAAAGCUCUUUGAAUCGGUCGCUAGAUCCUGUGGUAGUCUCAAGCCAGUAGUUGACGAGGGAAUGGUCUCCGGUUGGGCCGACAACAAUCACUAGCUUGUCUUUUCUUAUCCUUUCAAUUUGUAAUAUGUUGCCUGAUUUUUCCCCUCCCCCAGAUUUGGUAUUCAUUACCAUACGACAUAGUCGGUAUUUCAGUAUUUAAAGUUUUACAUUUUCUAAGUUUAUUUGAAGAGUAAUUGCACUCCCUGUAUGAGAAAAACUGCUUAAUUUGCAAAUGUGGAAAGUCCACUGUAGUAACACUGUGCAAUUCACCUUUAGACCAAAA